Molecule: messenger RNA, 798 nt
Organism: Drosophila obscura
Lineage: Eukaryota; Metazoa; Arthropoda; Insecta; Diptera; Drosophilidae
Product: ADP-ribosylation factor-like protein 6-interacting protein 4
Exons: 2
Coding region: 282-698 (138 amino acids)
Source: RefSeq, a predicted model, not a curated record
UGGUUCUAGUGCUGCAAAGCGGUUCAUGGUUAACCAGCACUGUUCAUAUAUACCCUUAUUUACAUUUAAACAUAGCACGCAUUUUAUUGCUCAUUUAAAAGGUUUUAUUAAUAUAUGGAGUUUAUCUGGAAAACCAAUACUGAAUAGCAUAGCGUAGCACUCGAAAACCGUUUAUCACGUGCCUCAAUCCCGCCCAAAUUGGUGCACGUGACAUUUUUGGCAGGGUAUCGAUACGUUCGUGUGGAGGGGACUAUCUGGUUUGGUUUUGUUUAUCUUUGAAAAUGGGUAAAAGCGAGAAAAAAUCAAAGAAAAAGCACAAGGAGAAGCGCAAGGAGCACAAGGAGAAGCACAAGUCCAAGAAAUCGAAAAAGCACACCAAGCAAAAGGAGGCAACUCCGCCGCCGCCGCUGCCGCUGCCGGCCCAAGAAAUAGAUGAGGAUUUUGCCAUACCAAUAGCACUGAUGAACAGCAAAUCCCAUGCGCCCGAGACACCGGAGGAAUAUCAGCGCCGUCAGAGCCAGAUACGUCGCGAGGUGGAUCCCGUGACCGGCCGCAUACGCCUCAUCAAGGGCGACAGCGAGGUGCUGGAGGAAAUCGUGAGUAGAGAGCGCCACACGGACAUCAACAAGAAGGCCACACGUGGCGAUGGCGCGUACUACGAAUCCCGAUCUCUCGACGCGGCUCGUCGCAAAAAGUAGAAAGAAACCAAAGUGAAAUGCAGGAAAAACAAAAAUGAAACCCAUAAAAUAUUAGUAUUAAUUAAUAACUGUCCGUUUAAUAAACAAAUGCUAGCUCGGA